AUGAGGGGCAUCAUCGGCUUAAAGCGGCUGCGGCUCAAAAUCUGGCGGCGAUGCACCCUGGUGCUCCUCCUCCUUUGGGCUGCCUGCUGGAUGGUGGUGAGCGCUUUACUGUUCUUCCUCCACAGGAGCGUCUUCUCCGAGCGCUGCACGGACGAGAAAAGCCACCGGAUCCUGGCCAGACUGUGUCUUGACUACAGCAGUGGAGUCCUGACUGGUGAUCUCUGUGAAGACCUGUGUGUGGCACAGAAGCUGGUGUACAAGCACUGUCUUUACUAUGACAGAGGUAAGAAGGUCAUCCAGGCUGACUGGAGAGGCCAGCCCAUCAUCCUGAAGUCCAAAAAUGAAAUCUUCUCCAGCUACCAGCAUCUAAGUAUCCUAGAGGAGGUGGAAACAGAGGAUAUUCCUGAAACAGAGCUUCUGUUGAUGGUAGCCUUGGAGGUCAAAAAUGUCCUGGGGCUAGAACUAUCCAACAAUACCGUGGGGCCUCUAUGGAUAAGGAAGAAGGGACCACAUUGGAAAGCACAGGUGGCCAGCAUGUGGUCCUUGCUCCAGCAGGAAGAAUAUAUCUACUUCAGUUUGCUGCAGGACUUCAGCAAACAUGUGCUACGAAUUAUUGGCUCUUGUGGACACUUUUAUGCUGUGGAGUAUCUCACAGCUGGACAUGCCUGGCACAAAACUCUUUUUCCCUUGGAAGAUGUGUUUGGUCCCUCGCUUGCUGGCCAUAAAAGCAUGGUGAGAGCCAUCACUGACAUUGCACUCAGCUUUCUGGACAUGGUGCAGCACUUUGAUAAUGAUUUCUCUCACCGACUUCACCUGUGUGACAUCAAACCAGAAAACUUCGCUAUCAGGCAUGAUCUCACAGUGGUGGCCAUUGAUGUGGAUAUGGCCUUUUUUGAACCCAAAAUGAGGGACAUCCUUGAACAGAACUGCACAGGAGAUGAAGAUUGUAAUUUUUUUGAUUGCUUUUCAAAAUGCAAUCUGAAAAACAAAAAAUGUGGAGCACAGAGAACCAAUAACAACUUGCAAGUGAUCUGUGACAAAAUAUUCCGUCGAUGGUUUUCCCCAAAUCUCAGGGAACCGUCAGUUUCCCUCUCACUGCAGCUGCAGCUGCAGAAGGCUGUGCAGGAGUGUGCCAAGCCGGGACAGGGGGAUGCUGCUGGGCACCAGAGGACUCUGAAAUCUCUGUCUGAGUUGUACCACCUGCUUCGAGUCACUCAGCAAGAACUGCGAAGGACAGAGUAG
This is a messenger RNA of Indicator indicator, 1242 nucleotides long. RefSeq names its product divergent protein kinase domain 1C (gene DIPK1C). The record is from RefSeq and is a predicted model, not a curated record. Lineage: Eukaryota; Metazoa; Chordata; Aves; Piciformes; Indicatoridae. The transcript is spliced from 4 exons. The coding region runs from base 1 to 1242 and encodes 413 amino acids.